This is a messenger RNA of Tetranychus urticae (two-spotted spider mite), 2980 nucleotides long. It is a transcript of the gene Rat1, whose product is annotated as 5'-3' exoribonuclease 2 Rat1. Gene Ontology annotation, biological process: nuclear-transcribed mRNA catabolic process. Gene Ontology annotation, molecular function: RNA binding; 5'-3' RNA exonuclease activity. Gene Ontology annotation, cellular component: nucleus. The record is from RefSeq and is a predicted model, not a curated record. NCBI's taxonomy places the organism in Eukaryota, Metazoa, Arthropoda, Arachnida, Trombidiformes, Tetranychidae.
UUGCCUCAUUGGGAUUGAAUCCUUUUGGAUAAAGCAUAAGAUUUUUUGAGCAAUCCCUUGUUUAAUUGUUGUUUGUUUACUUUACUAUUCUCGAGUAACCAGUGUAUCAUUAUUUGGACCUAAAAUAAUCAAGCUUUCUACUGAACUAUGGGUGUACCAGCAUUCUUUCGCUGGCUUUCUAAAAAAUUUCCCUCCAUCGUGGUUGAAGUGGAUCCAAAUGUGCCGGUGGAUUACACAUUUGAUAAUUUAUAUCUAGACAUGAAUGGUAUAAUUCAUCCUUGCACUCAUCCAGAGUAUAAAAAAGCUCCGGAAAAUGAGGAAGAAAUGUUCGAAGCUAUUUUUGAGUACAUUGAUAAAUUGAUGAAAAUACUGAAGCCUCAGAAAUUGCUUUACAUGGCUGUUGACGGUGUUGCUCCAAGAGCUAAGAUGAAUCAACAACGGUCAAGACGAUUUAGAGCAGCUAAGGAGUCAAUAAUGAAAAAAUCAGAAGUUACUCGUAUUCGUGAAGAAUUGAAAGAAAAAGGAGUCGUUUUUGAUGAAGACGAAACUAAGAAGAGUCACUUUGAUUCUAAUGUAAUUACUCCUGGAACUGAAUUUAUGAUAAAUUUAAGUCAUGCCCUUCAAGCUUGGAUUAAUAAAAAGCUUGAUCAUGCUGAAAAUGAUGAAGAGUCAAAUAAGCUUUGGCACAAAGAUCUGUUGAUUAUUCUCAGUGAUGCAUCAGCUCCAGGAGAAGGGGAACACAAAAUCAUGGAGUAUAUUAGACGUCAAAGAUCAAAAGAAAAUUACGAUGCCAAUCUAUCGCACUGUUUAUGUGGAGCUGACGCAGAUCUUAUUAUGUUAGGAUUAGCAACCCAUGAACUCAACUUCACCAUUAUACGAGAAGAGUUUAUACCAAAUCAACCUAGACCUUGUGAUAUUUGUGGUCAAUAUGGACAUGAAAUGAAAGAAUGUGAAGGGAAACCGAAUGACCCUACGGAAGAGGCCAUUGUUGUAUCUGAACCUGGUUUCAUAUUCAUUCGACUAAAUGUGUUACGUGAAUACCUGGAACAAGAAAGUGGAAAACUAGACCUCGAACGUUUUAUUGACGAUUUUGUGUUUCUAUGUUUCUUUGUCGGUAAUGAUUUUCUACCUCACCUGCCCUCUUUGGAAAUACGAGAAGGAGCAAUAGACCGAUUGAUAAAAAUUUACAAGGAUAUAAAUGAAAAAUUUCCUGCUAAAGAUAUUUAUUUAACCAAAGAUGGUAUUGUAAAUUUGAAGAGGUGCCAACUAAUUCUUAAAGAGUUAGGUAGGGUAGAGGACGAAAUUUUCAUUCGUAGAGCAAAUAAUGAUGCCAGAUUCCGUGCUCGUAAUAAAGAAAAAAAUAAGGAACUUAAUCGAGCAAAAGAGAUGGAAAAAAUGCGCCAAGAAGCAACUUCAGGAUCUCCUUGGUUAACACCUCAAGCCAUAGUCGGAACAAGUAAAGUAGAUUCAAUGUCUAAUCUUAAAGCUUUUCGCUCAAUGUUGAAACAAGAAAAUGAAGAAAGUAAACAAGAAAGUGCAAAGGAAACCGGACCUAGCCCUAGGAAAAGAAAGUACGAUGAAACCGAUGAAGAGUCUGAUGAUGAACCCGAUGACGAUAUUAUGCUUGGAAUGGAAGGCUGGAAAGAUCGAUAUUACUUUCAUAAAUUUGACGCACCAAAACCCGAUGGUAUUAGUCGUAUAAUUUCCCGAGAAUAUGUUAUUGGCUUGUGUUGGGUGCUAUUGUACUAUUAUCAAGGAUGUCCUGAUUGGCAGUGGUUUUAUCCCUUCCAUUAUGCACCUUUCGCAUCAGAUUUUGUCGGUAUUGACAAGAUUGAAGUUAAAUUCAAUCGAAAAUCUAAACCGUUCAAACCUUUGGAACAAUUGAUGAGUGUCUUCCCCGCUGCAUCUUCUAGUAAUUUACCCGACUCUUGGAAAAUAUUGAUGACUGAUCCAAAAUCUGACAUAAUUGAUUUUUAUCCAGAAAACUUCCGAAUCGAUCUAAAUGGUAAAAUGCAAGAAUGGCAAGGUGUCGCUCUUCUACCUUUCAUCGACGAAUCACGACUUCAUUCAGCUUUGGAAAAUGUUUAUCCUAAUCUAAGCGAUUCUGAAAAAGAGCGAAACUCUUUAGGACCGCAUUUAUUUUUUGUUUCACGGCACAAAGAAGAUGCAUUUAAAUAUUUAGAUGAACUUUUCAGUAAAAAAGUUGACCACUUGGAAAUUUCACCAACUUUAUUUAAUGGAAUGUUUGGUGAAUUACGUCUUAGUGCUAAAUAUUCUCAUCUCCACAAAAGUGCUCGAUGUGUUGAAUUUUAUGAUCCAAUUUAUCCUGAAGAUCAUAUUUUUCCAGCAGUUAGAUUAGUAAGUGCUAAGGCACCCCCUAAAGUACUGAAACCUGAAGGUGCCGAUCACAAGUUUAGACCCAUGAUUGGAAUGUCUCAUCUCCCUCAGCGCGCUUCUCUAGGUCAAUCCGGUCACAGAUUUAUCCAACAUCAUGCCCAACCUCGUGCAGGGUUUCAAGGAGUUUACAGUCGAGGAAAUCACAAUAAUAGAGGUCAAGGAGGUGGUUAUAAUCGUGAUAAUCGUGGAGGGUACAACCAUAAUGAGUAUACUCGUGGAGGGUACAAUCCUAACGAGUAUAGUCGUGGAGGUUAUAAUCACAACGAGUAUAGUCGCGGUGGUUAUAAUCAGGGUGAAUACAAUCGUGGCGGAUAUAAUCGUGGUGGAUACAAUCGUGGUGGGUAUAAUCAUGGCGAGUACAAUCGAGGCGGCUACAAUCAUGGUGAAUAUAAUCGUGGUGGACAUAAUCGUGGCGGGUAUAAUCGUGGUGGAUAUUAAGCCUUAAUUGCUUUAAAAAAAACUCCGAAUAAGUGAUAAAUUACAACUCAAGCUUUGAAAUGUUUACUUUGAAUGAUUAUUGUAAAAGUAAAUAUUACACUGGUUAUCCAAAAUUCCAGUAUUAACAAAUAGCUUUCUUACUGAA